AUGGCAGCGAGCGUGGCGUUGCUGGAAGCUUCAGUGGAGGCGACGCUGAGCACCCUACGAGCACAGGCGCCGCAAUGGAAGGCGCAGCCCUUCACCAUCUUCCGCGUCCCCGCCUACGUCCGCGGGAGCAACCCGACCGCCUACGAGCCGCGCACGGUGUCCAUCGGCCCUUACUACCAUGGCGCUGCCGCCCUCCGCGCCAUGGAGGACCACAAGUGGCGCUACCUCCACGACCUGCUGUCCCGCAACGCCGCCGUCAUCUCGUCCGACCUCGUCGAGGAGAUGCGGUCGCUGGAAGCCCGGGCGCACGCUUGCUACAGCGAGCGCCCCUUCCCCGACUCCGACGACUUCGUUCGGAUGCUCCUCCUCGACGGCUGCUUCAUCCUCGAGUUCUUCUUCAAGUGGCACACCAGGGAGCCCGACCCGCUCUGCGACGUCGGCUGGGGCCUCACGCUCAUCGCCACCGACCUGCUCCUGCUGGAGAACCAGAUCCCGUUCUUCGUCGUCGAGAGGCUCUACGACGUCGUCGCCGGCGCGCAAGGUAGUAAGGAGUCCCUCAUCAAUCUUCUCCUCGAGUACAUCAGCGACGAGGAUCCGGUCGCGCGCCCUGCCGCCGACUGCAAGAUUCACCACCUCCUUCACUUGUACCAUGAGAGCUUCGUGCCCAACCGGUCGCCGGAGGCAUGUACAGCAGCCGAUGGCGACCGGAGGAAGAAAACGGCGGUCACUAGGGCGAUACCGCGCGCCACGGAGAUGAGAGCAGCGGGGGUGAGCUUCGUGCGGCGGAGCUCGGCGCGGCACAUGUACGACGUGGCGUUCGACAGCCGCAGAGGCGUGAUGGAGAUACCCCCCGUGGUGAUCGACGACAUGAAGAGGCCGCUCCUCGUGAACCUGAUGGCUUUCGAGCAGACGCGGCAGGGCCAAGAGCCGGGCGGCGCUCAGGCGCGACUACUUCGGCAGCCCGUGAUGCGUCCGAUCGGGGAUGCACGGUAG
Messenger RNA from Panicum virgatum (switchgrass), 993 nucleotides. Its product is annotated as UPF0481 protein At3g47200-like. Lineage: Eukaryota; Viridiplantae; Streptophyta; Magnoliopsida; Poales; Poaceae. Bases 1 to 993 code for a protein of 330 amino acids. The record is from RefSeq and is a predicted model, not a curated record. The transcript is spliced from 2 exons.